Molecule: messenger RNA, 2965 nt
Organism: Phascolarctos cinereus (koala)
Lineage: Eukaryota; Metazoa; Chordata; Mammalia; Diprotodontia; Phascolarctidae
Source: RefSeq, a predicted model, not a curated record
AGCCUGGAUAAAAGACAGAUUGUCCCCCCACAUAUAACACUGGAGGAUUCGGGGGUCGUUCUCCCCAUCCCCCACAUACACACACACAUACACACACACUCAUGCUAAUAUAGCUAUCCAGUGAGACCAUUCAAAGAGACUCUAUCACUAUGCCAGUAUUUCUUUGGCAGCUUAUACCUGGUCCAUUUGAUUUGCCUUGACAACAACCUGAAGCUGCAGCACAUGUUUAAAUUUUCACAUGAGAGGAUUUGGCCACAGCUAUCAGUGAGUGUUCUAUGGGCUCAAACGUGUGCGAUGGUGCAGUGUGGUUUUUUUCCAUUCUAGAGACCUGGAAGAUGAUUUUUGCCCAGUGUGAAUGGUAAGCCAGUCUGAUCUACGACACCAUGGAUUUUAGCACCUCUUCUAUGUUUGAUCAGCAAAAGGGUGACUCAGCUGAGGAAACUGACCUGACCCUGGUUUACCAGGCAGCAGAAAAUGGAGAUGUCAACACACUGACUGCGGUGAUUCGGGAAGACCCUUCGAUUCUAGAAUGCUGUGACAGAGAAGGUUGUACUCCCUUGAUACAUGCUGUCUCUGGUCGUCAAGUUGACACAGUGAAACUAUUGCUGAAGAUGGGAGCCAAUAUUAAUACUCAAGAUUCCUGUGGGCGCACCAGCUUAUCACUGGCAACUUAUGAGGGAUGGCUAGAAGGCUGUGUGAGUCUGCUCAGAAAUGGUGCCAAACAGAACAUUGCAGAUAAAAAUGGGCGCCUGCCACUACAUGCUGCAACUGCUGAGUCAGAUGUGAAACUCUUAGCAGUGCUGCUACAGCAAUCAAAUAUCAGCGAAAUAAAUCACCAGGAUAAUGAGGGCAUGACACCUCUUCACUGGGCUGCUUUUCAUAACCGGCCACAACAUGCACAAAUCCUGCUGGAGAAGGGGGCAGAUCUAACCCUGGUGGACAAAGACUUCAGAACAGCCCUCCACUGGGCUGCUCAGAGUGGAAACAAAAUUCUGUGUUCCGUCAUUCUGAGCCAUCAUGAGGGCCAGUCUAUCAUCAACUACGAUGAUGAGAAUGGGAAGACAUGUGUGCACAUUGCUGCUGCAGCAGGUUACAGCGACAUUAUUAGUGAGCUGGCGAAAGUCCCAGACUGCAACCUCCAGGCUCUGGAUGUGGAUGACAGGACACCUCUCCACUGGGCAGCAGCAGCAGGAAAGGCUGACUGUGUCCAGCUGCUGUUGCAGCUAGGUAUGGACAACAGCCCUCGGGACAUCAAUGAGAACACUCCUCUGGCUUAUGCGAUGCGCUGUGGACACACAGCGUGCAUCAAUCUGCUCUCUCAAGAGAGCAGACCUGAAACUAUUCACUCCCUUUCUUCCCUGAACAAUAGACUUCUAAAGAAAGAGAGACCAUUCAGCACGCUUAACCAAAUAUUCUGUAAGAAGAAGGAAGAUCAGAGAGCUAAUGAGAAAGAUCACAGCCAGGAUAGGUACUCGGGAGAAGAUGCUUCGGAAGUUGAUGACAUCAUCACUACCUUUGACUGCAUUGCAGAUACCAACUGCCAAGAGCUACCAGAUCAGAGAAUGGUAAUGGUGGACUUGAAAAAAAGGGCCACAGAAACAUCAAAGUAUCUCUCAUCAGAAAAGAAGCAGCAGGAGCAUAAGGGACUACCCCCAAUCAGAACACAGAGUCUGCCACCCAUCACUCCAGGCACCUCCUUUCUAACAGCUUCCCAGAUGGUCACUUCCCACGGUGGCCUGGGUUCCAAUGCUCACCGUUUUGCAUGUAAAUCUCAAAAAAGUAGAAGUGAGCAUGACCUAUUAGAUCACAGGACUGGCUUUCAGGCAUUGGUAGAUAAUCCUUGGCGAUCUGACUCUAAUCAAGUCUUCUCCUGUAAAGCCUGGACUGUAUCUACUUCAGGUAAGUCAGAUGGAUUGCUGGCUGGAAGACCAAGCCAUGUGGAGUUCUUGGGACCUGUACAGCCUGUAGCCCGGCAUAAUCGUACAUCAGGGCAAAAUUUUCAGCACUUUCCCCUCGACAGAACCAAAGUGAGGGAUAUUCCUUUUGUGCGCAACAGUCUAGCUCCAAUACCAUCUCACUGUGUUCGGAAAUUCCAGAUACUGACUAACCACACUCUACAAGGUGCAAAAACAUCUCUAAGCCUCUGCAUUGUCCAAAAGAACAGAAUUUUUGUCUGGAGAACCUUUAAGGACAAGCCGGGUGCUUCCUGCCAUUCCAAGCCAGAAAGGACCCACUAUCCCAAGAGGAGAGAGUGAAGAGCCUUCCAGAAUAGCAUGUGAUGAGAAAUAGCCAUGGGCCAUUGGCUACAGAAAUGUGCAUUGAAGGGAGAGUCAGGAUGGAUGCAGCAUAAAUAUUUUAAUGAUGACUGUCAUCGUUCAUAAGAAAGAUGAAUUUAUAAGCUGUUUAUUAAUGAGCCAUUACAUUUUUUUGGUAACUGCACAUUCUCAACUCUAAACAGACUACAUUUUAGCAAAGAACUAUUGGGAAUUUCAUAGCAUAUGAACAUAUUUUGUACAUUGUAAGUUUGUGAGUUCCUGUAAUCUCCACAUUAGAAGAAAUAGGGUAAAUAUACAUUCUCAAUGGCUUGAGUGAUUGGGUUUGCUUUGUAGAAAGCUUCUUGAUUUUGUUAAAUUAUUUCUCUCUCAAGUAGUAUAAAAGGUCAAUAUGCUUUGCUGCUUUCAUAUCAUAAAGACAUUCCAGAUCUGAUUGGAAAAAAUUUCAUGUUGAAGAGUUUUGCCUUAAUUAAAAUUAAUAGCUACUCACAGUUAUUUCAUGCUUUUUGAUUACGGUAUAUUUUGCAUACAUAAUCAUCUCAUUUACAAUUCUAUAAGGCAUACCCUACAAGCAUAAUUAUUCCCAUUUUGCAAAUGAGAAAACUGAGGUUUAGAAAAGUAAAAUGACUUUCCCUAGGUCAUAUAGCUGAUAAGGGAGGAUAGAGUCAGGGCCACAACCCAGGUGUCCUACC